Molecule: messenger RNA, 945 nt
Organism: Aureobasidium vineae
Lineage: Eukaryota; Fungi; Ascomycota; Dothideomycetes; Dothideales; Saccotheciaceae
Source: the annotation of a GenBank genome assembly
UGGUCACCAGUCAACGAUGGACCUCUCCACGCUGACGAGAUUGGCUGUCUUCCAGCCCUGGCGGCCGACGCACCAAUCGAACAAGUCCGUAAACAUCUUGAAGAGGACGGAUACAUUCACAUCAAAGGCGUCAUUUCUAGACAAGACGUACUCAGAGCCCGCGAAGAAUACUUCAAGCUUCUUUCACCUACUGGCGUACUUCAGCCUGGGACAGAACCUGUUCAGGGCAUCUUCAACGAUGCCAAAGAUGCUCGCGAUUACCCUGAAAUAGGCGCGGGCUCUUCGGGACUUGGUCGUGGCCAAGAAACUACCACCAAGUUCGUUGACCUUGCUAUCAAAGCGCAUACUGAGCCUUGGUAUAAGGAUGUCUUCUGCAAGCACCCAGCACUACACGAAUAUGUGCAAAAGUUGACUGGUUGGGGCGAGGAUACUNNCGCGAUUCAGCGAACAUUUUUACUGAACAACACUCCUGGAAACAAAGCGAUUGGUGUCCACUACGAUCAGAUCUUCCUCCGCUAUGGCAAGGAUACGACUUUGACAGCUUGGGUGCCUAUGGGUAAUAUUGCGAUUGACGGAGGUGGAUUGAUCUAUCUCGAAAGGAGCCAUACUCUAGGUGCCGAGAUCGANGCAAGAAUUUACAGAAAAAGCCACGGAGCAGGGAUGAGUGAGAAAGAGGCUAAGGAUGCAUUCAACCAGAACAUGAUGUCUACAGGCUUCUUGACCGACGGUCCAGCCGAGUUUGGACGUGCCCAUAAAAGAAGGUGGCUACUUACAGACUACGAGGCUGGUGAUGUUGUCUUCCACAACACCUAUGCUAUCCAUGCUUCGACAAUCAACCAUGAUCCUUCCAACGUCAUUAGGCUUGGUACAGACCUUCGCUUUGUCAACUCGAAAGAACAAUGGGAUACCAGAUGGGCUAAGUCAUAUGACCCGACCGACGGCAUC